AUGAUUUUUCCCUUGGUUUUAUCAUGUUUAUCAUGGAUUUUAAUUCACGCUCAGGUUCACGACGAUAUUGUGGAAUGUAACGAGAAGAUUAUCAAUCAAUCUCAAUUAAACGCGAUGAAUAUAAACGAGCAAGAAACUUUUGCGACAACGAUUCUGCAUGAAUAUAAUCUUAACUUGACAACACUUGCUUACAUCACAUCGUCGUCGGAAUUCGAAUCGCAGCUGUAUCUUAACGAUACGAAUCGAAGACGGACGAUGGAGAAAUAUUAUGAAGUCUAUCGAAAUUGUUUGAAAAGUAUCGCGACAGUUGCUCGGCGAUUUAACAAAUUGAUCACGAACGAAAAUUCAUCACUGUACUGGUUGUUGCAACGGACACAAGCAAUCGGUGAUGCGGGCGAAAAUGAUCCCCUAAUCAAAUUGCGGUUACAAAAACUAAAAAGUCAUAUAAAAGAAAUUUACCAUCGAAAAUUUAUUUGGAACAAUACAAAACUCGGCAUCGAUGAAGCUCAAGAGCUUCUUGGCAAACUCAAUUCUCCCGCUGACCUUCUUUCGUUAUGGAAUGCAACUUAUGAAGUUGCAGCACCAAUGCGUGAUUAUUAUUCAACAUUAAUCGCCGUGCAGCAUGAACAAGCCAAACAGAAUCGUACGAAUGAAAAGAGUGAUACACCAGCGAAUCUCGAAGAACGUCGAAUUGUUGAACAACUCUGGCAAGAAUUGAAACCAUUACAUGAAUUAAUACAUGCUUAUAUUCGAAAGCAAAUAGCACGACUGUACCCUGGACUGAUUGAAUUUGACCAACCGAUUCCCGUUCAUUUAACAAAGGAUUUAUUCGGUUUGAUGAUGACACAUCUCGAACGUGACGUUCUUCCGUUUUCACAUAUCAGCGGGAUUGAUCUUGGUCCAGCAAUGAAACGAAAGAAUUUUACCGAAGAAGAGAUUUUUCGAUAUGCCGACGAGUUUUUCGUUUCAUUGAAUUUAACUCGUGCACCCGAUUCAUUCUGGAAUCUUUCGGUUUUUAAAAGAAUUCCCAAUCAUCAUAUGGCUUGUCAUCCGACAGCGUUCGAUCUUUACAAAUACGAUGAUGUUCGUAUUCGCAUGUGUACGAGCAUCACCUCCCGUGACUUCUAUAUUGUUCAUCAUGAGAUGGGUCAUAUCCAACAUUAUUUACAAUAUCAUCAGCAACCAUUUUGGUUUCGACGAUCACCUCACGGCGCAUUUAGUGAAGGAAUUGGCGAUGCAAUUGCAUUAGCAACCAUGUCGCCUGCACAUCUUAAACGAAUUGGUUUAUUAGAAAACUACAAGUUCACAAAAGAGGAGAAUAUUCAAUUUUUGCUAUCCCAGGCUCUAACUCGUUUGUUCUUACCACCUUAUGCUUACGCACUUGACAUUUGGCGAUGGUCCGUUUAUAAUGGAUCAAUUCAACCGUUCGAGUACAAUAAACGUUAUUGGGAUCUCAUAUGUCGUUAUCAAGGUAUGAAACCGGGCAUGCCUCGUAAUGAACGAUAUUUCGAUGCUGGAACGAAACUUCACGUUGCGUUCGAUCUCUCGUAUAUCAAAUAUUUUCUCGCACAUGUUUUUCAAUUUCAAAUUUUUGAUGUUCUCUGCCGCGAAGCCGGUUACGAAGGACCUUUACAUCUGUGUGAUUUACAUGGUUCAAAAGCAGCCGGACGAAAACUCAAAAUUUUACUUGGUUUGGGUUCUUCCAAAUCUUGGGAAGAUAUCUUAGAAGAAUUUGCAGGUGUACGAACAUUCUCUGCUCAACCAUGUUUGAAAUAUUUUCAACCAUUACGAGAAUAUCUUGAAGAAUUAGUUGCCAAUGAUCAAUUGCAAGUUGGAUGGAAAUGUCAAAGUAAUCGUUCGUCGCGAAAACAAUUUCAGAUGAAUUUCGUUGGAUACAUCGUCAUUCUGUACUCGAUGUUCUACUUUUUGUUAGAAUAG
Molecule: messenger RNA, 1938 nt
Organism: Adineta ricciae
Lineage: Eukaryota; Metazoa; Rotifera; Eurotatoria; Adinetida; Adinetidae
Source: the annotation of a GenBank genome assembly